This is a messenger RNA of Cygnus atratus (black swan), 7121 nucleotides long. It is a transcript of the gene SYNJ1, whose product is annotated as synaptojanin 1. Lineage: Eukaryota; Metazoa; Chordata; Aves; Anseriformes; Anatidae. The transcript has 31 exons. Gene Ontology annotation, molecular function: phosphatidylinositol-4,5-bisphosphate 5-phosphatase activity; RNA binding. Gene Ontology annotation, biological process: synaptic vesicle endocytosis; phosphatidylinositol dephosphorylation; brain development. The coding region runs from base 129 to 4868 and encodes 1579 amino acids. The record is from RefSeq and is a predicted model, not a curated record. Gene Ontology annotation, cellular component: perinuclear region of cytoplasm; presynapse.
GCGCAGUGCGGAAGGGACGGCGGGGCCGUGGCGGAAGGGAGGUCCCGGCGGCUGCCGGGGAGCCGAGCCGAGCCGGGAAGGGCGGCCGGAGGCGGCGGCAGGGCCGGACCGCCACCGAUAAAGGCAAAAUGGCUUUCAGUAAAGGAUAUCGUGUCUAUCACAAGCUGGAUCCCCUUCCAUUCAGUGUGAUAGUGGAAGCCAGAAACAGAGAAGAAUGUCUCAUGUUUGAAUCUGGAGCUGUGGCUGUCCUCUCAUCUGCAGAAAAAGAUACAAUCAAGAAUACUUACUCCAAGGUAAUGGAUGCAUAUGGGCUUCUAGGCGUUUUAAGAUUAAACCUUGGAGACACGUUGCUACAUUAUUUGGUUCUAGUAACAGGAUGCAUGUCUGUGGGAAAGAUUCAAGAUUCUGAAGUCUUUCGAGUUACUUCCACUGAAUUUGUAUCAUUACGAAUUGAUUCAUCAGAUGAAGAUCGUAUUUCAGAAGUGCGCAAAGUUUUGAAUUCAGGAAACUUUUAUUUUGCAUGGUCUGCAACUGGUGUCAGUUUAGAUCUUAGUCUUAAUGCUCACCGCAGCAUGCAAGAGCACACCACUGACAACAGGUUUUUCUGGAACCAAUCACUUCAUCUACAUCUGAAGCACUAUGGUGUGAAUUGUGAUGACUGGUUGUUACGGCUCAUGUGUGGAGGAGUGGAGAUAAGGACAAUUUAUGCAGCUCACAAGCAGGCAAAGGCUUGUCUCAUUUCACGACUAAGCUGUGAACGAGCUGGGACCAGGUUUAAUGUUCGGGGAACUAAUGAUGAUGGUCACGUUGCAAAUUUUGUUGAAACAGAGCAGGUGAUAUUUUUAGAUGAUUCUGUGUCGUCUUUCAUACAGAUUCGAGGAUCUGUUCCAUUAUUUUGGGAGCAGCCAGGCCUGCAGGUGGGAUCCCAUCGUGUCAGAAUGUCAAGGGGUUUUGAGGCGAAUGCACCAGCUUUUGACAGGCAUUUCCGAACUCUUAAAAAUUUAUAUGGCAAGCAAAUUAUUGUAAAUUUACUUGGGGCAAAAGAAGGGGAGCACAUGCUCAGCAAAGCUUUUCAGAGCCACUUGAAAGCAUCUGAACAUUCAGCUGAUAUCAAUAUGGUGAACUUUGACUAUCAUCAAAUGGUUAAAGGUGGGAAAGCAGAAAAACUACACAGUGUGCUUAAACCUCAAGUCCAGAAAUUCUUAGAGUGUGGAUUUUUUUAUUUUGAUGGAAAAGAAGUUAAAAGAUCUCAAAGUGGUACUGUCAGAACAAACUGCUUGGACUGUCUGGAUAGAACAAACAGCGUGCAGGCUUUCUUUGGCUUAGAGAUGCUAACAAAACAGCUGGAGGUAUUAGGAUUAGCAGAGAAGCCUCAACUGGUUACUCGCUUUCAGGAAGUUUUCCGAUCCAUGUGGUCUGUCAAUGGUGAUUCUGUCAGUAAAAUUUAUGCUGGAACUGGAGCCCUUGAAGGAAAAGCUAAGGCUGGAAAGCUGAAGGAUGGUGCUCGUUCUGUGACCAGAACGAUUCAAAAUAACUUUUUUGAUAGCUCCAAGCAGGAGGCCAUUGAUGUUUUGUUAUUGGGAAAUACCCUAAAUAGUGAUUUAGCAGAUAAAGCACGGGCUCUCUUAACCACCAGCAGUUUACGCGCAUCUGUAAAAGUGCUAAAGAGUAUGUGUGAAAACUUUUAUAAGUAUGCAAAACCGAAAAAAGUUAGAGUCUGCGUUGGGACAUGGAACGUCAACGGGGGGAAGCAGUUUCGAAGUAUUGCCUUUAAAAAUCAGACCCUCACUGACUGGCUUCUAGACGCACCAAACAUAGCUGGUAUUCACGAAUUCCAAGAUCGAAGAAGCAAGCCUGUAGACAUAUUUGCCAUUGGAUUUGAAGAAAUGGUGGAGUUAAAUGCAGGAAACAUUGUGAAUGCAAGCACAACGAAUCAGAAGCUCUGGGCUGCUGAACUGCAGAAGACUAUAUCAAGGGAUUACAAGUACGUGCUGCUGGCUUCCGAGCAGUUAGUGGGCGUCUGCCUGUUUGUGUUCAUCAGACCCCAGCACGCUCCUUUUAUCAGGGACGUCGCUGUUGAUACUGUAAAGACUGGUAUGGGAGGAGCCACUGGUAAUAAAGGUGCAGUAGCAAUUCGGAUGUUGUUUCAUACAUCCAGUCUUUGCUUUGUCUGCAGCCAUUUUGCUGCAGGACAAUCACAAGUUAAAGAGAGAAAUGAAGACUUUGCAGAAAUAGCUCGCAAGCUCAGUUUUCCGAUGGGAAGGAUGCUUUUUUCCCAUGACUAUAUCUUUUGGUGUGGUGACUUUAAUUAUCGAAUAGACAUUCCUAAUGAAGAGGUUAAGGAACUAAUACGACAACAAAACUGGGAUUCCCUUAUAGCAGGAGACCAGCUUAUCAAUCAGAAAAAUUCUGGACAGAUUUUUAGGGGAUUUUUAGAGGGGAAAAUUAAUUUUGCUCCUACGUACAAAUAUGAUCUGUUUUCGGAUGAUUAUGACACCAGUGAAAAAUGUCGCACACCAGCAUGGACAGAUCGUAUUCUUUGGAGAAGAAGGAAAUGGCCUUUUGACCGAUCAGCUGAAGACCUGGAUCUUCUGAAUGCUAGUUUUCACGAUGACAGUAAGGUCCCUUAUACGUGGAAUCCUGGUACAUUGUUGCACUACGGAAGAGCGGAGCUGAAAACGUCUGAUCAUAGGCCUGUGGUGGCAUUGAUUGACAUUGACAUAUUUGAAAUUGAAGCAGAAGAGAGACAGAAAGUUUAUAAGGCGGUGAUCGCAAUGCAAGGACCACCUGAUGGCACAGUAAUGGUCUCCAUCAGAAGUUCUUCAGGAGAAGAAAGCUAUUUUGAUGAUAACUUGAUUGAUGAUCUUCUUCAAAAAUUUGCAAGCUACGGUGAAGUUAUACUUAUAAGGUUUGUGGCAGACAAGAUGUGGGUAACCUUUUUGGAAGGAAGCUCUGCUUUGAAUGUCCUGAAUUUGAAUGGUACUGAGCUACUAGGAAGGAUUAUAAACAUAAGCUUGAAAAAUCCAGACUGGAUCAGAAGUUUGGAAGAUGAAAUGAAUCUAGAGAAGAUGAAUGUUGGGCUGCCUUCAUCAACAAGCUCCACUUUGCUUUGUGAAGAUGCUGAGGUUACUGCAGACUAUGAUAUGGAAGGUGACAUCGAUGACUAUAGCGCUGAAGUAGAAGAAAUCCUUCCUCAGCAUCUGCAGCCAACGUCAAGCUCUGGUCUUGGAACCUCCCCAAGCUCUUCACCACGUUCCAGUCCCUGUCAGUCCCCUACACUGUCAGAUGGACCUGCACUUCCAGUGAGACCAAGCCGAGCACCUACAAAAACUCCAGGACCACCCAUUUCCACACACAGUGAAAGUCAGCUUGGUACCCAGCAGAAAGAGUCUUCUCAGACCUUAGAGCCUAAGCGUCCUCCACCACCUCGCCCUGUUGCUCCUCCCGCACGUCCUGCUCCGCCGCAGAGGCCACCUCCACCAUCAGGCGGUAGGAGUCCUGCACCUGCUAGAAAAGAAGUUGGAGGUCUUGGAGCUCCUCCCAGUCCUGGGGUAGCUAAGAGAGAAGUAGAAGCACAAAAAAGUCCUGGAACACAAAGAAAAGAUAACUUAGUUCGUAGCCAGCCUCCACCUUCAACUGGAUUUUCAAGUGCAGGAGCUGCUGGAUACGCUGCUACUCGACCGACUGUUCCACCUCGAGCUGGAGUUAUUAGUGUACCACAAAGCCAUGUCCGUCCCUCUGGUGGAAGACCAGCACCUGAACCUCAAACCAAACCAGCUGAACCACCAAGGGGCUCACCGUUGCUUCCUGAACCACUCAAGCCUCAGGCUGCUCCUGCCCAGCCCGUCCCUCAGCCACCGCCUGUGCUAAGGAUGCAGGGGCCGCUGAUACCAGUGGCAUCACACCCAUCUCAGACAAGUGCCCCACAAAGUCUGGAACCACCCCCACAACCGCCUCCUCGUAGCCGAUCAUCUCACAGUUUGCCUUCUGAAUCUGCUCCUUCACAGCAGCAAAUUAAAACAAAUGGAACCUACGGCACUCAACUCGAAACACAGUUAAAUAGUGACCCUUUUGAAGAUCUGUCAUUUAAGCUGCUUGUAUCAAAGAUGCAGACAUCUGUUCGAACAUCAGCUGUUCCAACUUCAAACCAAAAGGAGUUGAUGCAGUUACCUUCUGCAACACAAAGAAAUUAUGAUAUUUUGAAUACUGUAAAUUGCAUGCCAGCAAUGCCUCCUACUCCAACCUUUAACGCAUCCCAGGAACAUAUGCGCAGCUCUCCAAAUCCAUUUGUUACUGGACUGAACUGCACAAAUCCAUUCACUGAAAGAACCGUUAAUGCUGGAAACCCAUUUAGAACAGAAACCCAAGAAUCUGAAUUAACUUCACAUUUACUGGAAGGACGUGCUGCUUGCAAUCCUUUCCCUUCCCUAAAUCCCCCCAGUCGUAAUACGAGCAAGCCUGUAUUUUCUGUUGAUGCAUCUGAAAACAGUUUUUGCUUGCGAAGUAACUCUCUCAUGGUAAAAAAUGUACAGCCAAAAGGAUGGGUAACGUUUGAGGAGGAGGAGAAUUUCAGUGUAAAGCUAAAGCCAUCUAAAAGUGUUCCAGAUUUUAAGCGAAUCGGUUCCAGGAAGUCAGCUGGAUCUCCAGAUUUGCUGGGCACUGAACAAAAUACUUUUAUUGGUUCAGACUUUAACUUUGAUAUUGACUGGAAUAAAAGUUCUACUGAUUGCUUCUAUACAAUGCCAGCAAGAAGACCACCUGCACCUCCUAUACCAUCAAGAAUAACCAGCAACAGAUCCCCUGCAGAUCCUUUCACUUCUUCUUCGGCACCUAAGGUGUCACCAACGCAAGAUUUUACAGAAAGAUAGGUGUUCAAAAAUAUAAGAGGAUAUAUUUGUUGCUAGAUUUAUCCAGUAGAAUAAUUGGGCAUUUGAGAUUAUUCUGUGUGCAAUAAUUAAUUGUCAAAUGCACUGAAACUUUACUCAUAAGCAGCCACUAUUAUUUGUGUAUAAAUUUUGAAUAUGUAUAUAUGGUAGAGCACAAAAAAUUGUCUGAAACUUAUUAAAAUCCCAAUGUAAUAGUAUUUGAAUAGACAGAAAAAGAAGGAUGAGCUACUAAUCUCAAUAAAAUAUACCAACCUUGGAAAUAGUUUUUGCUUAGGGAGCUCUCAUUUCUGUUCCCCUUUGUGGAAUUUCAAAAGAGGCUCCCUGCUGGUAGCCUUCCCACUCCCUUUUUACUGUUUUGUUAAUUGAUAUUUAUAAGUAUUUACCAAAGAGCUGCCAAAGUUUAUUGAGAUUUGAAUGUUGACAAGUAUUGUUUAGAAGUUGUUUAAUUUAUAACAGAGGCUAUGGAGAUUUGUAAGGCUUAUAUUUGAAUUUGAGGCACAACAGAAAUAGUUUAAUUUCAAAAUACAAACAAUGUUUUGUGUAUUAAUAUAUUCACUACUUGACUUCAAUUUUCUGUGUCAGUACAUUUCAGCUGUUAAAUAUUAUUGUCACAUAUAUUGACUAGCAUUAGUUCAGAGUAAUUGUUCCAUAUCAUCCACUUAUUCAUUACUAUUUUAAAUAUACUUUUUUCCCCCCCCACAAAUUGGAAACAAUUGACAUAAGUUUUCCCUCAACCUCUGGAAAAAAAUCCCCUUGAAUCUUGAUAUAUAUAAAGCAGUCUUUUACCAGUUACAGACAACAUAUUACCAUUAGCUUGUCCCACCGUCUUCUUUCACAUGUUGGAAGGGCUUUCUUGUCCUAUAGAAGGCCCCGGGUGAAAGAGUCAGCGGUCAUAGUGCAACAUCAGAGGAGAAAGUCACCUUACAUGUUUGGGCUGUCCUCCCACCAUCCUUCCUGUCUACUAUACUUACUGCUGCAUUUGUCAAAAAUCUCGCCUUCAAAGAAAAGAGAACAGCAGUUCUCUGAGAUGAAUGUUAUCAUACAGUCGCUUUUGCAGUUAUACUAAAUAUGUGACCCUUUGUUCCCCAGAGACGGUGACCAUCCUGUGUGUGGUGCUGCUUUGAGGCUAGCAAAAGGCAGUUUUACAUAUUAUUCUAUAAAAAUACAACUCCGUGCUUUUAUGUUUUCUAAAGCUCACAUGAAAUUACAUAAAAUGUAGUAUUUUAUUAUCUUGAGGAAAUUUAAAAUUACUGAUUUCCUUACAAUUUGCAGUGUCCUGGGACAUAACUUCCAUAUGCAGAUGUGUGCUUUCACCAAAAGCUGAACGUGUCACGAUGUUGUCAUCUCUUGGGGGACUGCAACUGCCUGCCUACGCUCAUUGGCUUACUUGCAAACAAACUGUACUGGUUCUGCAGAACCACUGACUGAAACUCAACAUACUAGCGUUAUAGUAGUAAAAUACAGAACGACAAUACUUUUUUAAAAUUCUCAAACGCUAUCAAAACAUUAUUUAUAAAAUAAUCCACUCUUCCUUUUCACACUGUCUGGUUGGCCAUGAGCUGCAGCUGGGUAGAGAAGUGACUAUCGUGAGUUUUAUAUUGUGCUUUUUUCUGUUCAGCUCAUUAAACAGUACUUGCACAUUUUAAACAGCCGUGGUACUCUAAUCUUUGUGCUUCAGUAUGUGGAUUACCUUGUUUUACACUGUUGCUAUAAACAUCUGUGUGAUUGGUGUUUUGGUAUAUUCUUACAUUAGCAAAACAACUUUGGGGGGAAACUUUUUCCUAGUGGGAGUUACGUGAUAAAUAUGUUCUUUGUUGAAUAUUUAAUUACAGUGAUUAAAAACUAAACUGUACCUGGUAUACAGCACCUCUGCACUAUACAGGAUUACGGAGACUGACAGCAACAUACUGCAGAGAUCACAAGAACUGCUCCAAAACUAGAGUGUGUGUGUAAAUAUAGCUAACCACCGUAACGUGUAUUAACGAAACGAAUUACUAGCAGAAGAUGUGAGACGACUAAGGGUUCAGCAUAGAGAUGCUCAACACCUUCUCAUGACUCCUGUGUUCCCUGUGGUAAAUUGCUCUGUUAAAUGUAACAGUUUUCUUGCUUGUGACACACGAUAUUUAUGGCUGUAUACUUUACAGAACCGCAGUAUUGAAACUCAGUGGCGUACACCAUGCCGUAUAUACCCUGUGGAAGGCGGUGUUGCAUUAACGAAAUAAACAUACCUGCCCU